UGAUGAUUACUUUUAUGACAAAAGUAUUCCAAAUUAGGAGCAAUAUGUCCAUUGUCAAUCAAGUUCAUAAAUGUAUUUACCUUAGCCUGCUUGAUUUCUUCUCUUUCAAUCCAAACAUAAAGACACAAAUCACUCCUUCAACCUCAGUUUUCUCUCAUUUCUUUUGCAUUCUUUAGAGUUUGGAGUUCUUCAAUUACAAUGAAACAUAGAAAACUCUUUCCAUCACCAACCACAGCAAAUGAAACUAUGGAUUGCACAAGCUUUUGUGAUCCAGCCUGUCCGAAUAAUUGCUAUGCUUACCCAGAUUACACCUUCCGGCCUCCAUCACCGCCAGCACCAGCAACUCCUCUCUCCGGCCAAGUCAAAGACCAUUUGUCGAUAAUUUUGAUCAUCAUGGUUGUUGUCCUAUCUGGGUUUUUCCUUCUUGUGAGCUACCACAUGGUGAUCUCCAAGUUUUGUUUGGGUUGGAGGAAUAACAGGCUGCGUCGAUUUCAAGCUCAAUCAGUGGGCAGAGAUGAUGAGGAAUUCUUGGAUCAGAAUAGGAUUGAUCAUCACAUAUGGUUCAUCACAACCGCUGGUUUACAACAAUCUGUUAUAAAUUCGAUCACCAUUUGUAGGUACAAGAAGGGGGAAGGAUUGAUAGAAGGGACUGAGUGUUCGAUUUGCUUGAGCGAGUUCAGAGAAGAUGAGAUGCUCAGGUUAUUGCCCAAGUGUAGUCACGCUUUUCAUAUCCGCUGUGUUGAUACUUGGUUAAGGUCUCAUACCAAUUGUCCCUUGUGUCGAGCGAGAAUAAUCGCAGAGUCUGUCGAUUUUGGUUCAGGUUCGAUUGAGCAAAACUUGGACAGUCCAAGCAUAAUUGUGGAUACCCAGAUGGACAUUUCACAAACAGGUGGUGAGCAACAUCCGGAACUUGGUCAAAACUGGGCAGGAACAGAGGAGGGACUAGAAAGACCGCGAAUUGGUAGUGAAAGAACAUUAAAGGAGAAUGUCAACUGGAACAGGAUUGGUAAUUCACUGGUUCCUGAUGAUUAUAAGAUGGUGAAAAAUGAUGUACAGAAAUUGAGAAGAUCUGUUUCAAUGGGUCAUCUGUCAGUUGCUGGUGCAGCUAAUUUUUCUCCGGUUGAAGGUGUGGGAAAUUCAGUUCAGUCACUACCGAAUUCUGGUCAUAAUCGGCAUCGAUUGAGACGAUGGUUGUCCUGUGAUGGGGAUUUCUUAUAUUGAAAUCACCGCAACCCAAACUAAUUUCUGCCCUGUAGAGUGUCACCCAUGUCUGGUUUGGGCUGCCUCCAGGUCUCAAGUUCUGAAGAACUUAAAUAAGGGUCUGCAUAUCGAAGUGGUAUAUGCAGGGCAUCAUUUCCAGAGAUACAAAUUAACCAGAUUGAUUUUAUCGCUGUUGGCAUAUGCAAGUAUGUCCAAAUUUUCUAUUUGAUGCAACUUUUUUUUUUUGGAAACACUUUUUAAGCAUUUAAUGGUCAAAAUGGGUGCAUAAGGACACCCAACAGUUUUACAAGACAUGAAUGAUAUAUCAUAUCCUAUGUUUCACUA
Messenger RNA from Tripterygium wilfordii, 1545 nucleotides. Its product is annotated as RING-H2 finger protein ATL54-like. The coding region runs from base 199 to 1221 and encodes 340 amino acids. Gene Ontology annotation, molecular function: transferase activity. Gene Ontology annotation, biological process: protein ubiquitination. The transcript has 2 exons. The record is from RefSeq and is a predicted model, not a curated record. Lineage: Eukaryota; Viridiplantae; Streptophyta; Magnoliopsida; Celastrales; Celastraceae.